Acyrthosiphon pisum (pea aphid) is the source of this 2495-nucleotide messenger RNA. Its product is annotated as acetyl-coenzyme A transporter 1. Gene Ontology annotation, molecular function: acetyl-CoA transmembrane transporter activity. Gene Ontology annotation, biological process: acetyl-CoA transmembrane transport. NCBI's taxonomy places the organism in Eukaryota, Metazoa, Arthropoda, Insecta, Hemiptera, Aphididae. Bases 497 to 2149 code for a protein of 550 amino acids. The transcript has 10 exons. Gene Ontology annotation, cellular component: membrane. The record is from RefSeq and is a predicted model, not a curated record.
UAGCUGAUAACAUUUUAAAUUUUAAUUAUAACUUGCUGCAUCAAAUAGAAAUAUUAUUUUAAUUUUCGUUGCUUCCCAGUUUGCAUCAAAUAACGAAAUAUCUUUAAUGUUCGUCGCGAAAUAGCCAAUAAGAUAUUAGGUACUUUAAGUUUUAAACAUUUUUUAAUCUAUUUCAGUUUUCUUUUAUGUUGCUUAAUAUAAAAUUAUAUACCAAUUUCAUAACUGCAAAUGACAAAAUAAAUAUUGUCCUAACGCUCCCGGCAAAUUUUUUCGGUUUACAAAAUCGUAUAAUAUUCAUGAACCACAAGAUUAGACAAUAAAAUUUGGAUAUGCAUUAAAUGCUGGAAAAAAAAAUUAAAAGUUAUACAGCAUUACAGCUUCUACCACUUCUUCCAGGUUACCUAUCUAUCUAUGUAUGGUUUUGUUUCAACCAUAAAAAUAUUGUGAUAUCAUAUUUAUAAUGUGUGCAUUAUUAAUACCAAUUUGAGAACUAUCGAUGGACAUGGGACUGGUCGACUUAGAGUCUGCCUACCGUGGCGCGAACGCCAUCAUCGCAAAACCGACUGCGGAAAACGGGAGAGAAGACGUGGUAGAACCUGUUGACAGCCUUGACCGGCAGAACGGUGACGAUAAGACAUCGUCCGACGUACAAAAAGACGUCAAACCCAACCUAAAGGGUGACAGGCUCAAUGUGGCUUUGCUUGUACUGCUAUACACGUUGCAAGGUAUACCUAUAGGAAUUUCCUUGGCAAUUAGGACGUACAUGCAGAACAAGAAGGUCUCAUACGGUCAACAGGCUAAGUUCAGUGUGGUCGACUUACCGUACAGUUUGAAGCUAUUGUGGGCUCCGUUGGUGGACGUCGUGUACUCUCGACGGAUGGGCAAACGGAAGUCGUGGCUGGUCCCGGUGCAGUUUUGCAUAGGACUGUCGCUGAUAUUCAUAGGAUCGAACAUAAACUACUGGUUGAUGGAAAAGGAUACACAUAUGACCACGUUGACGUGCGUGUUCUUUUGCGUAAACGCUUUGGCCGCAACUAACGAAAUCGCCAUCGAUGGAUGGACGCUCACUCUACUGAGAAGGGAGAACGUAGGAUACGCAUCAACGUGCAAUACGUCCGGCCAAGCAUUGGGAAUAGCGUUCGGGUACGUAAUGUUCAUAUUGUUUGAGUCCGAGGAAUUUUGCAACAAGUGGCUACGUUUUACAGCCAAAAAAGGAGGCAUAAUUUCGAUGGAAGGAUAUUUAUACUUCUGGGGAAUAAUAUUCACCGUGGCCUCCACGUCUAUCGCGUUUUUCGUUAAAGACAAAUUCAAUCAAGCCGAUAAAAGCAGCAAAAUCAAUAUUAAGCAAAUUUAUAAGGUGCUAUGGAAGAUCAUAAACCUUCGGACGAUGAGAAUAUUUACUCUAAUAAUGCUAGCGUAUGAAAUGUCAUUUUCGUCCACGGGAUCAUUCGUUGCUAACCCAAAAUUUAUGGAAUAUGGCGUGGCUAAAGAAGACAUGGCUCUAGUUGACCUAUCGUUGAUUCCGAUAAAGAUUUUUAUUCCUAUUCUUAUAUCUAAAUUUACAUCUGGGCCGAGACCGUUAAAAAUACUUUACAAGACGGUGCCAUACCGGCUGAUGUUGGGAAUUUCUUCCGGAGUCCUUGUAUACUAUACUCCGUAUUUCAUAGGUGGCGAAUACCAUAAUUGGUCAGCUUACUUUUUCUUGUUUUACGAACUCCAUCGUAUUUUGAGACUGGUGUUGUUGGUCGUCGUUUACUUGAGCGUGAGGUCGUUCUUCUUGCGAAUCAGCGACCGUCAGAUCGGUGGUACGUACAUGUCACUGUUAAAUACUAUAUGGUAUUUAGGGAUAGCUGUAUCCCGGAUUGCAGCUCUGGGAAUGCUCAACUUGCUGACGGUCAAACAGUGUUCGACAGACCGAACGACCGAGUGUCGUUUCAAAACGGUGAAUGAUGAAGAUUGCGAGAAGUUUGUCGGAGACGAAUGCGUCACCGUCCUGGACGGUUACUUUGUCGAAGUGGUAUUCUGCACGGUGUCUGGCGUGAUGUGGUACCUGGCCUUGAGAAAAAUCAUCGAGAACUUACAGUCCAGGGAACAGAGCGAUUGGCAAGUGAACGACGUUGGGCUGAUCCACAGCAUGUCACAGGAAUGACUUCCACUUGCCGGCCACCGCGACUACCCGCCAGACCAGCCUGUCUGUUUGUGGAGUCGUAGUUCCAUGAAACGCUAAAUCAUUUUAAAUUGUUUUUAAACCUUUUUUCCCCCAAAAAAAACUUAUCUCAAACUACUCACCGGUCUUAACCUGUGAUUUCGACCGGUAUAUUAAUUGGAAGACAGGUACUAAUUUAUGUACAAAACGAAAACUAAAUAGUAUAAUGUUGAAAUACGUACCUACCAAUAACAAUCCUACAUGUGUGUACCGCGUAUUUUAUAUUAUUUUAAUUAUACAAACUUCCGAGUACCGGCUAUAAAUUAGUUAUUCUAAAUGAAAAAUGAAA